CUCCUACGCUCGCAGUGAAACGAACGGCUUUAAAAAGAGUGGCCUUCGUCACUCCGCCAGGCACAAAGAUAAAGGCAGUAGCUUAUGUAACUCUCUUUUAAAGGAGCCUGAUCCUUGCGCUCACCCCCUUCGUUUUGUGAGUUAGUGCUUUGUGUGGGGACCCAAUCAGCCGGAACCACCCACGCUGCGCUCCUGCAUCCUGCCCCUACUGUCUCGCGCCCUUGCUGGGCUCCAGUAUCACACAUGGCCAAUGAAUCGAGGCCCUGCCCAUGUGAUAUUGGAGACAGGUUUGACUAUGGAGGCCGUGGGCAGGAGGUGCAAGUUGAGCACAUCAAGGCCUAUGUCUGCAAACCUCCUGCUGGUGCCGACAAAGCAGUGAUUGUGAUCCACGAUAUAUUUGGAUGGCAACUCCCAAACACCAGAUACAUAGCUGAUAUGCUAACAACUAAUGGAUACAUAGCCAUCUGCCCAGAUUUUUUUGUGGGACAAGAAGCUUGGAAACCUUCUAAUGACUGGGCAUCUUUUGAUGACUGGCUGAAAACACGAGAUGCCGGCAAAAUAGACAAAGAAGUUGAUGUUGUCCUCAAGUAUCUAAAGGACCAAUGUGGUGCGAAGAAGAUUGGUGUCAUUGGCUUUUGCUGGGGUGGAGCAGCAGUGCAACAUCUGAUGCUGAAAAAUCCUCAUUUAAAGACUGGAGUGUCCCUCUAUGGAGUGAUCAGUCGUUUUGCAGACAAACACAGUUUGCUGCAUCCUACCUUCUUCAUUUUUGGGGAGAAGGAUGACAUCAUCCCAUUGGAGCAGGUCACAUUGCUGGAGCAGAAGCUUAAACAAAACUGUAAAGUUGAUUAUGAAGUUAAAAUUUACCCUGGACAGACACAUGGGUUUGUGCAUCGGAAAAGAGAAGAUAUCAAUCCUCAAGAUAAACCUUAUAUUGAGGAAGGAAGAAAGGAUAUGAUCAACUGGCUGAAUAAAUAUCUUUAGGUUAAAUUAAUGUCAACAAACAGAAUCAAUUGUCGUAGGAAAUGAGAAAAUAAUACAGACUAUAUUGCUUAAAAUGUUCUUACAACCAUAAAAAUAUUUUGUAUAACUCUUCUGCAAUAACACUACUUAUUUGCACUUACCUUCUAAGUAGGGGCUUAGAGAUGGCUUUUCAAAUGUUGAAAGCUAUAAAUGUAAAGAAGGUUUUUAACACUGGUCUUGUGUAUCUUAAAAUGAUUAGAAUAUCGUGUGGCAUAUUUCCUGGCACCUGAAAGUUUAGUUUUUUUAUGUCAAUGUCAACAUGAUUAAAAAUCAUUGAAACUCUGA
Messenger RNA from Corvus hawaiiensis (hawaiian crow), 1305 nucleotides. RefSeq names its product carboxymethylenebutenolidase homolog. Gene Ontology annotation, molecular function: hydrolase activity. The transcript has 6 exons. The coding region runs from base 244 to 981 and encodes 245 amino acids. The record is from RefSeq and is a predicted model, not a curated record. NCBI's taxonomy places the organism in Eukaryota, Metazoa, Chordata, Aves, Passeriformes, Corvidae.